AUGCCUUCCAAAGAACUCCGCUUCGCCCUCUGCACCUGCGGCAAACCGGUCUACGAAAACUGCGUCUCCUGUCUGCCCUGCCUUCAAGCACAGCAGAAGCUCUACCACCGCUACUCGCUCUCCCCGCGGCCGUCAAAAGACUGCGCUCCGCCACCACCCACGCAAGGAGGGAAUCUGCAAGCACCCACCAUGACCCUCCCAAUCCGCACAGGUCGCCCCUCAGACGCCAGCGAAGCCAUCACGCGCGCCUUCUCCUCCGACUCCGACGGCGGGCACCUCUUCCCCUCCGCCCUCUACCGGCACCCCAUCCGCUCCAGCUCGCGCACCAGCUCCACAACCUCCUCGCGGCGGCCUUCCGACUCCCCCUCAAGCCCCUUAUCAAGGCCCCUCGUCCCCUCCACCGACUCCACAGGCCCACGAACCCCCCGCUCCUCAACCCCCGAGAUCCGCCUCGUGGAUUCCUCGUACGCGCCCAUGGCGGCGGGGUUCGCGCGGCUGAGCAUGAAGGACGCCGCGGCGUCGACCGAGCCCGUGAGGAGGCCGGCGAGCGCGCGGCCGAGCAUGGAGUUGGACGCGAGGAUGUUUCAGGGGCCGGCGUAA
Molecule: messenger RNA, 600 nt
Organism: Zasmidium cellare ATCC 36951
Lineage: Eukaryota; Fungi; Ascomycota; Dothideomycetes; Mycosphaerellales; Mycosphaerellaceae
Exons: 1
Coding region: 1-600 (199 amino acids)
Source: RefSeq, a predicted model, not a curated record